This is a messenger RNA of Lachancea sp. 'fantastica', 423 nucleotides long. Lineage: Eukaryota; Fungi; Ascomycota; Saccharomycetes; Saccharomycetales; Saccharomycetaceae. The record is from the annotation of a GenBank genome assembly.
AUGACGAGCCCUAAGGUAGAGUUACUCGUUAAGUUACAUCGAGAGAUCUGCGGUGUUCACAGCUUAACGGGAUACUUGCAGUAUCUGGCCCGGCAUUCAAAGAUUGACGGGCGCCAAGAGUUCCUACGAAACUAUGAUUCAGGCCAGUAUUUUCUGAGGUACCAAUAUGGCAAUGCUUAUAUUCGUCAACUAACGAACGCAACCACACGGCGCGCACCGCAAAUGGCUCUCGAGAACUUAGAGGAUAGGGGAGUUUUCUCCAAUGGAGAGCACAAAGCAUUGGAAAAAUACCUCGAGAAGCUGCUUGUAGAUGAAAUCAAUUUUGAAUCUAUAAGAAGGACCAGAGCUCGGGGCAAAAAUUUCCGGUAUAAUAGCAGAUAUCAUAGCGGUGGGAGGUUUCGUACUUACUUAUACGGACGCUGA